This is a messenger RNA of Aspergillus ibericus CBS 121593, 738 nucleotides long. RefSeq names its product dienelactone hydrolase family protein. Gene Ontology annotation, molecular function: hydrolase activity. The record is from RefSeq and is a predicted model, not a curated record. The coding region runs from base 1 to 738 and encodes 245 amino acids. NCBI's taxonomy places the organism in Eukaryota, Fungi, Ascomycota, Eurotiomycetes, Eurotiales, Aspergillaceae. The transcript is spliced from 4 exons.
AUGGCCUCUAACCCUCCCGGAGCUUGCUGUGCCCAGGGUUUCAAGCAUGAAGGCACCCCUGUCGGCGAAGUCAAGAAGAUCAACGACAUCGACACCUACAUUGUCUACCCCAAGGACAACAAGACCCCUGAGAAGGCUGUCCUCUUCCUGAGCGACAUCUUCGGUCUCUUCAACAACGCCAAGCUCGUUGCCGAUGAAUUCGCCAACAACGGCUACCUGUGCGUCCUUCCCGAUCUCUUUAAUGGCGAUGCCAUUGAGCCCGCCGCCAUGGAGUCUGGCAAGUUCGACAUUGGCGCUUGGUUCCCCAACCAUCAGCCCGCUCACGUCGACCCUAUCGUUGAGUCGACGAUCAAGUACAUCAAGGGAGACUUGGGCGUUAAGCGCAUCGCCGCUGUUGGUUACUGCUUCGGUGCUAAGUACGUCUGCCGUUUCAUGAAGGACGACAAGAUCAACGUUGGCUUCAACGCCCACCCCUCCUUCGUCACCCACGAGGAGCUCGGCGCCAUCCAGGGCCCUCUGUCCAUUGCUGCUGCUCAGAUCGACAACAUCUUCACCACUCAGCUUCGUCACGAGUCCGAGGAGACCCUGAUCAAGACUGGCCAGCCCUGGCAGAUCAACCUGUACAGCGGUGUCUCCCACGGUUUCGCUGUCCGCGCCGACCUGAGCAACCCCCACUUCAAGUGGUCCAAGGAGCAGGCUUUCUGCCAGGCCGUCGCCUGGUUCAGACAGUACCUGUAA